CCCCACCCUCUCUCUCUCUGAUGCACAGGACGGUGGCCUCAGAGGUCAGAAAGCAAGUGUCAAGAGAGUAUGGUUCCCCGCAGCUUUCCAAGAAGAGAGGAGGUGUUCACCAGCCCGUCCCCCUGUCCGAGGUGGUGGAGCCCGUGGACUUUGAGGAGUAUGUGAGCAGCCACGCCCCGGGGGCGGAGCCUGGUCCCCUCCGUCAGCUGAUGGAGUUCCCCCCGGACGACCUGAACCUGGUGCAGCAGGUGAAGGAGUGCUCCACCCUGGAGCCGCCGCGGCCUGAAGAGGACCCACUGGACCCUAGAGUGAGAGACGCCCUGGCAGUCUACACAGAUGACUGGCUCGUCAUUCAGAGAAAGUAUCUACACUACAGUGCCGCAUACAGCCCCCACAACUCUGAGAGCCAGCGAGAGAGGCAGCGAGGUCUGGUCAAACAGACCUUUGAGCUCGAUGAGGUGGCGGCCGCCGAUCGUCAUGACGACCAGGACGACAUCAAGCGGCGCUCGGCCUCCCUGGACGACACGCCGCGCGGCAGCUGGGCCUCCAGCAUCUUCGACCUGAAGAACUCGUCGCCGGACGUCCUGCUUCCCGCCGUCCUGGAGCGCGCCGCCGCCGAGGACCUGGACCGGCGCAACACGGAGGCGCGGCUGCAGGGGCGUCACCCCGACCUGCUGGGGCUGUACCCCACGCCCGAUGAGGACGAGGCGGUGGAGAGGUGCUCCCUACCCGAGGUGCCCAAGGAGCACUGUGGCCAGAGGAUCAUGGUGAAGUGUCUGUCCCUCAAAUUUGAAAUUGAAAUCGAGCCGAUAUUCGGGACACUCGCGCUGUACGACGUCAAGGAGAAAAAGAAGAUCUCGGAGGACUUCCACUUUGACCUCAACUCGGAUCAGAUGAAGGGCCUGCUGAAAGUCCACACCCCCAACACGGCCAUCUCCACCAUGGCCCGCUCCGCCAUCUUCUCCAUCACCUACCCCUCCGCCGAUAUCUUCCUGGUCAUUAAGCUGGAGAAAGUGCUGCAGCAGGGUGACAUCGGAGAAUGCUGUGAGCCCUACAUGGUGAUGAAGGAGUCGGAUUCAGCCAAGCACAAGGAGAAGCUGGAGAAGCUGCGCUCGCAGGCGGAGCAGUCGUGCACCCGUCUGGGCCGCUUCCGCAUGCCCUUCGCCUGGACCGCCAUCCACCUGCUCAACAUCGUCAGCAGCGUGGGCGGACUGGACCGCACCGACCCCGACUCGGACUCCGAGAAAAAAAGCCACAGCGGCACGUGGAACGAGAGGAAGAAGAAGGGCUUUGAGCGCAUGAGCGUGGGGGAGGACAUGUGCAACUUUGCCACCUUCCGGCCAGCGACACUGACCGUCACCAACUUCUUCAAGCAGGAAGGAGACAGACUGAGCGAUGAAGAUCUGUACAAGUUUUUGGCCGACAUGCGCCGACCUUCUUCUGUUCUUCGACGACUCAGGCCUGUCACGGCCCAGCUGAAGAUCGACAUCUCCCCCGCGCCCGACUCCCCUCACUACUGUCUGUCCCCCGAGCUGCUGCACGUCAAGCCCUACCCGGACCCCCGUGUCCGGCCCACCAAGGACGUGCUGGAGUUCCCCGCGCGCUGCGUGUACACGCCCCACACCACCUACAGGAACCUGCUGUAUGUGUACCCACAGAGCCUGAACUUCAACAGUCGUCAGGGCUCGGUGCGCAACAUUGCGGUGAAGGUUCAGUUCAUGGCAGGGGAGGAUCCCAGCCUGGCCAUGCCUGUGAUCUUCGGGAAGUCCAGCUGUGCCGAGUUCAUGAAGGAGGCGUACACGCCCAUCAUCUACCACAACAAGUCCCCCGAGUUCUACGAGGAGACCAAGAUGAAGAUUCCCGCCAACCUGACGGACAACCACCACCUGCUGUUCACCUUCUACCACAUCAGCUGCCAGCCCAAGCAGAACACCCCCCUGGAGACCCCCGUGGGCUACACCUGGAUCCCCCUGAUGCAACAUGGCCGCCUGCGCACCGGCUCCUUCAGUCUGCCCGUCUCUGUGGAGAAGCCCCCGCCCAGCUAUUCCGUCCUCACCCCAGACGUCCAGCUACCUGGCAUGAAGUGGGUGGAUAACCACAAGGGCGUGUUCAACGUGGUGGUGACUGCUGCCUCCUCUGUUCACACACAGGACCCCCACCUUGACAAGUUCUUCACGCUGGUGUACGUGCUGGAGGAGUACUCGUUCCCCUUCCGCCUGAAGGACGUCAUCAUCACGGAGGCCAACAUGGAGGGCGAGCUGAAGGCCAGCAUGGCGGCACUGCGCGGGGCUCUGCUGGACACCUGCGUGCGCUUCCUGCACCAGCUGCUCAGCAAGCUCAUCCUGCUCAUCGUGUACCCGCCCGUCAUCGCCGGCCAGAUCGUCAACCUGGGCCGGGCGGCGUUCGAGGCCAUGACGCUGCUGGUCAAUCAGAUCCACAAGAACCUGGAGGGCAACCAGGACCAGCACGGCCGCAACAACCUGCUGGCCUCCUACAUCCACUACUGCUUCCACCUGCCCACCGUCGAGCCAAGCGUGCCCCCCACAACGGGCACGCCGCCCUACGAGCUGCCCAUCCAGUACGCCACGCUGUCCAGGGCCAGCGGCCGGCCCAGCAGCCUGCACCUGUCCCGCUCCAAGAGCAUCAGCAACUCCAACCCCGACCUCGCCACCAGCCCGGCCACCCCUGACCAGGAGGUGCAGAGGAUCAUCGGCAGCAAGGGCAUAGACCGCUCCCAUUCUUGGGUAAUCUGCUUAUGGCCCUGGGGGCCCCAGAUCGGUGCUCCGUCGGAAUCCCAACUCCAGCUGUGAUCUCAAGCAG
This is a messenger RNA of Gadus macrocephalus (Pacific cod), 2820 nucleotides long. Its product is annotated as dedicator of cytokinesis protein 7-like. Gene Ontology annotation, biological process: positive regulation of GTPase activity; small GTPase-mediated signal transduction. The record is from RefSeq and is a predicted model, not a curated record. Gene Ontology annotation, molecular function: guanyl-nucleotide exchange factor activity. NCBI's taxonomy places the organism in Eukaryota, Metazoa, Chordata, Actinopteri, Gadiformes, Gadidae. Gene Ontology annotation, cellular component: cytosol.